Tribolium castaneum (red flour beetle) is the source of this 1705-nucleotide messenger RNA. RefSeq names its product lethal (2) 10685. The coding region runs from base 139 to 1521 and encodes 460 amino acids. The record is from RefSeq and is a predicted model, not a curated record. Gene Ontology annotation, biological process: rRNA methylation. The transcript is spliced from 4 exons. Gene Ontology annotation, molecular function: RNA methyltransferase activity. Gene Ontology annotation, cellular component: mitochondrial large ribosomal subunit. Lineage: Eukaryota; Metazoa; Arthropoda; Insecta; Coleoptera; Tenebrionidae.
GAUCAUCAUAUUUACGCCAAUUCAAAUUCCGACACAAUUUAUCGCACUUAAUUGGGUUUGAAUCCAAAUCAAAUUUCAAAUUUGGCGCGCUGUCACUCGACACAUGACAACGACAACCAAUAGUGAGGUUAGAGUGCAAUGUUGCGGCUUUUUAAACAAAUUGUGAGGCACAAACAUGCCCCCGACCACUGGUCAGUUGUGCGUAAAAAAAUCCACCCAACUGACAAAGCCCUAGCUCACUUUGACGACUUCUACCGGCAAGUUUUCGACAAAAGUUGGGACUCAAUCCGAGAGGGGCUCCUGGGCAAGCAGAAGUAUGUGGCCGUUGUUAACAAUUACUCGGAUUGUGAGGCCACAAUGGCCAGGCUUGAGCUACAAGGGGCUUUGAACGUUCGGACGUUGUUUAAGCUCGAAAAACAAUACUCAAAAGAGCGCCGAACGGUUCAGGAAAAACAGAAAGUGUUAAGAGAGGUUCGUAGAAUCGACCGAGAGCUGGAAUCGAGGGCCAAUGAGCCUAAAAAUGCCUCUCUUCAAGCGAGUUUGGACGAUGCUGAGCUCGACCAUCGACGAAUUAUUGAUAGUAAAAAUGCCCUCUCGGGGGAAAUCCUGCACGAAUUCGUCCCAGCCACAAAAAUCAAGGGCAAGGAGGAUUUUAUUCCCGAAUCAACGCAUUACAAGUUUUACAAAAACGAGAAUUUUGAGGUGUUUAUUGAGGAAGAGUUUGAUUUGCAUUUCCCGGAGCACUUGAACGUUUAUUGCUUUGAGGAGGGGAAUCGCAGCGAUUUUGAGCCUUCGCCGAGCGGGUCAACGGGAGUCUUGGAUUAUUAUAUGAUGGAUGGGGGCUCGGUUUUGCCCGUUUUGGCCCUGGAUAUACGUCCCGGAAACACGAUUUUGGACUUGUGUGCAGCCCCCGGAGGCAAGACUCUACUAGCAAUACAGACUUUGUACCCCAAUCGGAUUAUAGCAAAUGAUGUUUCAAUGUCUAGGACUAAUCGGGUUUAUAAAGUGGCUAAACAAUUUCUUUACGAUUUGAACGAAAGGUGGCUGCAACCGGGGAAACUUAUGAUAACGAAUUUUGACGGCAGGUCGUUCCCGCAAGAAAAUUUCGACCGGGUUUUGGUCGACGUCCCGUGUACCACAGACCGUCACUCCGUUAAAGAAAACGACAAUAACAUUUUCAAACCAUCACGGGUCAAAGAAAGACUAAAAUUGCCCGAAACCCAGUGCGAUUUGCUAUUCAACGCUUUGAAAUUAGUCAAGAAAGGGGGAGUUGUGGUGUAUUCAACGUGUUCACUUAGCCCCAUUCAAAACGACGGUGUGGUGCACAUGACUUUGAAGAGAAUAUGGGAAGAAACAAAAAUUGAAGUUGUGGUGGCGGAUUUAGCGCCCGCGCUCCGGCAAACAAAAAGCGUCUUUAAACUAGCCAAUAAGAAAAUCAUGAAAUAUGGACAUUUAGUCGUGCCGCACUUACCCCAAAAUUACGGACCCACGUAUUUUUGCAAACUUAAACGGAUAAAAUAAUUUGAACAAAACGGCCAUUUUGGUUUUUGUGUCACUGACAGGUUUGCCAAUGUCUAAUUGUCGCCAACCUACAUGGUUUUGAUUCAAUUUUAAAUAAUUAAUUGUUUUGGCCGCCCAAAGUUUCAAGUGAACUUAUGUACAAAUUCAAAUAGUAAGUGUAAAUAAAGUUUUAGUUUUUUAGAAA